AGAGAGCAAGACAAAGGAAGGCAGGGACGGAAGGAGAAAAGGAGCGAAUAGAAGCGCGGCCGGCUCCGGGAGAGGUUAACGACGCGGAGUGAAGACAAGAGAGAGGAGGAGGACCAGGAGGGUGGAUCAGGAAGCAGGCUGGUGGCUCUCUCUUGUAGGCAGCGGAGCGCGGUGAAGGCAUUAUGGGAAAUGCACCAUCCCAAGCUAAUGUUGGGGCCUGCUUUCCGAAGCAAGGUAACCACACCAGCCACUCCCAUAUCUCCUCAUGUCGGCCUGCCUCUGGCCAAUCAGAAAGCAAGGAACGCCACUUCAGAUGACAAAGGCGAACCGACAGGCAAAGCAAAAUACCCGGAGCGUGGCGGAGGCCACAUGAUCUCCACCGAUGACCUGGAGUACCCGCGUGAAUAUCGCACGUUGGGAAACAGCGCGCGCCGCUUCUCCAACGUGGGGCUGGUCCACACCUCUGAGCACCGGCACACGGUCAUCGCCGCCCAGAGCCUGGAGGCUCUCACCAACCUGCACAAGGCCGACAUGGAACGCAAGCGGGACGCUUUCAUGGAUCACCUGAAGAACAAGUACCCACCCCAGCACUCCCUACCGCCCUCUCCAUCCCCCUCACACGGCAGCAUGAGGGGCACCUCGGAGAGAAACGCACGUGAACAGCAACAGCCAAACUAUUGGAGCUUUAAGCAUCUUAAAAACCCAUGGCACAAGACUCUAGGAAAAAAUCAUCAGGAAGCCACAACAAGUCGUAGUCCACGUCACUCCCAGUCCACUCAGUCAGGUUUGGCAGACCAGGCGUCUAAACUUUCCUUCGCAUCUGCUGAGUCUCUGGAGACCAUGUCAGAGGCCGACAUGCCGCUGGGCUUCAAUCGCAUGAACCGCUUCCGUCAGAGCCUCCCCCUUUCCCGCUCUGCAAGCCAGAAUAAACUACGUUCUCCAGGUGUCCUCUUCCUGCAGUUCGGAGAUGAGACCAGGCGUGUUCAUAUCACUCAUGAGCUCAACAGUUUAGAGACAUUGCACGCGCUCAUCGUGCACAUGUUCCCUCAGAAGCUGACAGCAGGAAUGCUGAAGUCCCCGAACACGGCCAUCUUGAUCAAAGAUGAAGCCAGGAACGUCUUCUACGAGCUGGAGGACGUGAGAGACAUACAGGACCGCAGCAUCAUUAAAAUCUAUCGCAAAGAGCCCAUCUAUGCCUCCUAUCCUGCGGCACAUCUGGCCAACGGAGACCUCAGGAGAGAGAUGGUUUACACAUCCAGGGACUCGUCACCUACCCGCCGCCUCAACACUCUUCCUUCCUCCACUGCCUCACCCUCCUCCGGCUCCCCUUCCCGAUCCCGUCUCUCCUACAGCGGAGGUCGUCCCCCGUCUUUCGCUGGCCCGGGUCACCCUCACCCCCAGGGCUCCCAGCAUCCGUCCCACUCCCACCACCCUUCUCCCUCUCACGGACAGGCUCAAGGCCUAACCGCCUCCUCCUCGGCCAUCCUGGAGCGCCGUGAUGUCAAACCUGACGAGGAGAUGUCUGGCAAAAACAUGGUCCUCCUGAAGAAUGAAGGUCUUUAUGCUGAUCCCUACAGCUUGAUGCACGAGGGUCGACUUAGUAUCGCUUCUACUCAGUCCCUGGCCACCAUCGCUGACCCCUUCGGCUUCCCUGUGUCUGGAGGGCUGUACCGCAGAGGUUCAGUUCGGUCUCUCAGUACGUACUCAGCCGCAGCGCUGCAAAGCGACCUAGAGGACAGCCUGUAUAAACCUGGAGGUUCUCUAUACUCUGAUACAUAUGGCAGCUCUACGCUCGGCAUGGGCUUUCGUUUGCCACCCUCCUCCCCGCAGAAGAUUCCCGAUGUGCAGCUGCGUGACAGGGAUUCGUUCACCGGAUCUCCAAGCCGAGGGUCACCUGUGAGAACGACCUUCCGCAAGGACUCCGCUUCCUCUUCUGUGUUUGUAGAGAGUCCGAAGUCCAGACCCAGCUCCAGUUCUGAACCCCUAGGAGAUGGGAGUAAGGGACCUGGAUUUGGGUCGCAAUUGUCUGGGGGCGAGACGGACGCACGCAGGGAUCGUAUGGAGGCAAUGGAGAAGCAGAUAGCCAGUCUGACUGGACUGGUUCAGAGCGUCCUAACCCGAGCACCAGACAGCGACAGCACAUGCGGCCUGCUGCGUCUCUGCAUGAUGGCGGGCUGCCCUCCGGACCAGGGGGCGGACUUUUCACGGCCCUUCCCUUUCUCUUCCAGCGAGAAGACCGAAUCCACCAGCGACGGCUCCGCCACCGGAACUGGCCGGCUGAAGAAGAAAGCACUGACUCCAUCUGCCCCGCUGGCACUGAUGCCUCCGCCUUCAUCUGGGGGCUCUCAGGCCUCCACCGUCUCCAGGCUACAGAUGCAGCUUCACCUGCACGACUUACAACAGAACGCCACCGAUCUGCGCAAACAGCUUUCACAGCUCCGUAAAAUGCAGUUGCAGAACCAGGACUCCAUACGCAGUCUGCUGAAGAGGACAGAGACAGAGCUGAGUCUGCGUCUGUCUGAUGCGCUGAGGAAACAGGAAGACCCUCUCCAGAGACAGCGCCUUCUAGUGGAAGAGGAGAGACUCAAGUACCUGAACGAGGAAGAACUCAUCAUACAGCAACUGCAUGAUCUGGAAAAGUCAGUGGAGGAAAUACAAAAGGAGAUGUCUGUCAGUCACAGACAUGUGACAGUGCAGGAGCUGGAGGAGAAAAGCUCGCUGCUGCGGAAACUGGGAGAGACUCUUACAGAGCUGAAGAAUCAGUUCCCAGGGCUCCAGAGUAAAAUGCGGGUGGUGUUACGAGUGGAAGUGGAAGCCGUGAAGUUCCUGAAAGAGGAGCCACACAGACUGGACGCCCUACUUAAACGCUGCAAAUCUAUCACAGAAACUCUCACCACACUGAGGAGGCAGGUGAAUGAGGGAGUAUGGAAAGCCCAGGAUGAGUAUUCCAGCCCCUCUCCUAAACUCGGAGGAGGGGACGAUUACAGGAAGAACUCAGACUUUGAAAUUCCAACCAGCCCACCGCUAAACCUCAAUGAGACCAGCCUGGCUAACUGGAGCCCUCACUCGGGUCAAUGCCACGCCCACUCUAACCCGUCUCAUGCUCACCGGGAGAAAGAUUCUCAUGGGUUGGUGGGCUCAUUGAAGGGACGGGGCCUGGAGGAGCUGGGGGGGCGAGGCGGGUCUGAUAAGGCCUCGUCUGUGGAAGUGAGACUGGCAGCAGAGCGGGAUUGGGAAGAGAAGAGGGCCAGUCUAACACAGUACAGUGCUCAGGACAUUAAUCGACUAUUGGAGGAGACUCAGGCUGAGCUCAUGAAGGCCAUUCCUGACUUGGACUUUGCCGCCAAGCAGAUCAAACCCGCUCAGAACCAGAAUCAAAACCAAAAUCAAAACCAGAGCCAGAGUCCAUCUAGCACCAAUGCCACACCUGAACACAGGCCUAAUAAACCUCAACAUAAACUUUCCAGUAAAGAUGGCGGAUCCAGAAGAGGCUCGGAUGAACUGACAGUGGCAAGGUAUCGUACAGAGAAGCCCUCAAAAUCCCCCCCUCCUCCACCUCCCCGCCGGAGUUUCCCCUCCUCCCCAGGGCUUACUACACGCAGUGGAGAGAUGAUCAUUCCUGGAAAGAUUAUGAAGAAGUCAGAAUCAGAGGAGAGCGAGUCUCUGAAGCCACAUGUUAAGCUGCGGAGGAGUAUAUCUGAAGCCCCCCGAUCGGCCUCCACCCCUCCGACCAUCGCUGGUGGAGAGCGAGAAGAGGGCGACGAUGACAAGCUAGCAGCUGAGCUGGAGCAGCCGACUGCAUCUCAGUCUGGUUUACAUGAACACUCCAGUGAUUUUACAGAGAAACCUCUGAUGCAGCAUGAGAUGACCUCCAGUCCAGUUCCCCAGAUAGUCUUGACUGAAUGUAACUCUCUCCCCACGUCUCCUUCUGAGGACUCAGCACAGACCAGACCGUCUGACAGUGCUCAGACGAAAAAAGACAAUAACACUGGAAACGACAUCAGAGUAAGCUACUUCAGCCACAUUGUGAGGACUCCCCGUCUGUCGCUGUGGAAACAAGACUUGACAACCAGCCAAAAAGUCCCUCGGAUACAAGACUUGGAUGCUGCCCAGAGGGAACUUCAGAGUCCUGUCCAGGAUGUGACCCAGUCGUGUCCGCCUUUAACAAGGGAGAGGGCAAUUAAACAGCCCCUGAAGAGGGAGCCACGGGUUCAGGAGUCUCUCGAGGCGGCGACAGAACCGAAAGACGAGCGAAAGAGAAAGUCGGACACUACAUUGUCUGUCUUGCAGCAAAAUGGGCCCGUAGAGACAUCUCAAGUCGGUUUGAUCCGUACUCAAGGCGUUGGAGGGGAAAAAGAAGACAUCUGCCACAGCACGUACCGUCGACUGGACAGUCUGGAGGACACCAUCCGUGAGCUGGAGCUCAGCCUGAUGGAGUUCAGCACUGAUCCUCACACAGGAGACUUCUUGCCCACGUCUGCCCAGACGCAGAGUUCCUCCAUCCAGAGAUCCGGCAGCCCUCGACAUACAGAACAAAACCAUAGAGACGGAGGAGAAACAAACAAACCCAUUGUCCCACCCAAACCGUCCUGCAUCAGUUCAUCCACAGCCAAGACUGGUGGUGCUAGAGCGCUGUCUCGUCUCAAGCAUCUGCAGCAAAGCGGAUCAGAAAAGGUCAAAACAAGCAAACAGAGAGAUGAAUUCCUUAAGAACCAGGGUCAACAACAGGCUCUAAGUCUGAACAUCAGCAGAGCCAGAGCAACAGAGUCGCUCCUCGCAAGCACCAGAGCCGCUAGCUUCUCUGGCCACCUGCCUUCCAGAUUACGGAAGUACCCCCAGGAGGUGGCGCUGUCCUCCUUGACUGCCUCGUCCAACCAGGCCAAAGCACUUCUGGCUGGCCUUUCCGCGUCCAGCCUCUCAGCCGAGGCCCUCCUCCUCUCGUCCACCUUCAGACACCACCGGUUACUGAGAGAGAAGAACUUCGACUCCUCAAGCCUUCCUCUUCCCAUCUCCAAUGGCCGCUCCCCUCUCUCUCCGACCUCACCCACGUCUUCUUCCUCGCCCUCAUCACCCUCAACUCUCACCUCUCUGAGUCUGUCCUCGCUGGCCCUAAAACCCUCCGCCAUCCACAGCCUGGAGUUUGACAGGGAGCGGAACAAGACUGAACCCAAGACGGUGACUCGGGAUGACAUGGAAUAAGGAAGGGCGGUGCUGGAAUUGUUUCAUAUAUAGGAUGCAGACAGCACAAGUAGAUGAAAUGAAAUGCAACUGACCUAAAAGACAGUUUUGUGGGGCUUAGAUUCUGUAGCUUUUGUUUCUGAC
Molecule: messenger RNA, 5322 nt
Organism: Rhinichthys klamathensis goyatoka
Lineage: Eukaryota; Metazoa; Chordata; Actinopteri; Cypriniformes; Leuciscidae
Gene: srcin1a
Product: SRC kinase signaling inhibitor 1a
Exons: 23
Coding region: 190-5199 (1669 amino acids)
Biological process (GO): regulation of dendritic spine morphogenesis
Cellular component (GO): actin cytoskeleton; cytoplasm; postsynaptic density
Source: RefSeq, a predicted model, not a curated record